ACCCUACUGCAAGCAAAAACCAGGUCUAGGGUUUCUGAGAAGCGGCUGUAGAUCUUGUGUAGGGAGAGGUUAAAGAGACGGCGUCGUAUUGCUGUCCGCCUUGACAGAGCUAGAGCUUCGUCUUGGCCCUCGUUUUUGCUUAGGGUUUUUCCUUUUGUUUGUUUAUCAGUUCAUCUGAAACUCUCGAGUCUUCCCCAAUGGCGGUGAAACCAUCCAAGGCCGACAAGAAGAUCGCAUACGACCAGAAGCUGUGCCAGCUUCUGGAUGAGUACAGUCAGAUUCUGAUCGCUGCCGCUGACAAUGUUGGAUCCAACCAGUUGCAGAACAUUCGCAAGGGUCUGCGUGGAGAUUCUGUUGUUCUGAUGGGUAAGAAUACCAUGAUGAAGCGUUCCAUUAGGCUUCAUGCUGAGAAGACUGGAAACACGGCUUUCCUCAAUCUCAUUCCUCUUCUCGUGGGUAAUGUGGGUCUGAUUUUCACAAAGGGUGAUUUGAAGGAGGUCAGCGAAGAGGUUGCGAAGUACAAGGUUGGAGCUCCUGCUCGUGUUGGAUUAGUUGCUCCUAUUGAUGUCAUUGUCCCACCUGGUAACACUGGACUCGACCCUUCCCAGACCUCUUUCUUCCAGGUGCUUAAUAUUCCUACCAAGAUCAACAAGGGUACUGUUGAAAUUAUCACCCCUGUGGAGCUUAUCAAAAAGGGUGACAAGGUGGGCUCUUCUGAAGCAGCCCUGCUUGCCAAGCUUGGGAUAAGACCCUUCUCUUAUGGUCUUGUUGUGCUGUCUGUUUAUGACAAUGGCUCAGUUUUCAGCCCUGAGGUGCUUGAUCUUACAGAAGAGGAUCUCAUUGAGAAGUUUGCAGCUGGUGUCUCCAUGGUUACCUCACUUUCAUUGGCUAUCUCAUACCCAACCCUAGCAGCUGCACCCCACAUGUUCAUCAAUGCAUACAAGAAUGUUCUUGCUGUUGCUGUUGCAACCGAGUAUUCCUUCCCUCAGGCAGAUAAAGUGAAGGAGUUCUUAAAGGAUCCUAGUAAGUUUGCUGUUGCAACGGCCCCGGUUACAGCUUCUGAUGCGGGUGCUGCUCCUGCUGCUUCUAAGGAGGAAGAAAAGAAGGAAGAGCCACAGGAAGAGUCUGAUGAUGAUAUGGGUUUCAGUUUGUUCGACUAAGUUUAUGAUGGUUAUGGUUAAACUUGACAAUUCUGAACUCUGCGUUAUUGCUUUUUGAUAUCAUGUCCUGCUCUACUAUCACUAUGCUUUUGUUGAUUUCUUUCCUGAGGAAGAUUUUUUUGUCUCAUCAUGUUAGUUUGGCUGUUAAGAAAUAUUCUGAUUUA
This is a messenger RNA of Vitis riparia (riverbank grape), 1324 nucleotides long. Its product is annotated as 60S acidic ribosomal protein P0. The coding region runs from base 198 to 1160 and encodes 320 amino acids. The record is from RefSeq and is a predicted model, not a curated record. Gene Ontology annotation, cellular component: cytosolic large ribosomal subunit. Gene Ontology annotation, molecular function: large ribosomal subunit rRNA binding; structural constituent of ribosome. The transcript is spliced from 5 exons. Lineage: Eukaryota; Viridiplantae; Streptophyta; Magnoliopsida; Vitales; Vitaceae. Gene Ontology annotation, biological process: cytoplasmic translation; ribosome biogenesis; ribosomal large subunit assembly.